GGAGGAAAGUAGGGAGAGGUAGAAGGGAGAGCGUGUGUGUUUAUGUCUCAGUGUGUGACAAAUAGGGAGAGGGAGUGGGCACCAAACAAGACAGCGUCAACUCGCAGUAAGCUGAGGAGCUUUCGGACUAGCUGCCCAGUGCAUAGGAUAAUACCACAGAGGACGUACAACUUGACUCGAUUUGUCGACGUAAUUUAUUGAGGACAAGGACGCCAGACUAUUUUCGACGUAAAAGACUAUAAUUGCAUAAAAAUGCAGAGACCAGGCGGCCAAGGGACGGCGUUUUCUAUCGAUUCAUUAAUAGGAACUCCUCAACCUCGGCCGGGACACCUGCUCUAUACGGGGUAUCCCAUGUUCAUGCCAUACAGACCCUUAAUGAUUCCGCAAGCAUUAUCUCAUGCACCUUUACCAUCUGGCAUACCUCCUCUAGCUCCGUUGGCAUCUUUCGCUGGACGACUUACCAACACUUUCUGUGCGAGCUUGGGGCAGGGGAUGCCAUCUAUGGUUGCACUCACGACAACACUGCCAAGUUUUUCGGAUCCGCCAGACAGUUUCUAUCCACCCCAAGAGCUUCCCGGACCUCGAUUAAGUGCUGAUCCAGGAACAAGGAGGCAAGAAAGCCCCCACUCAGAGGAGCUACAUGCGAGAGAGAAGGGCUCAGACCUACUCAAUUUCUCUGAAACUUUUCAAACUAUUUCAGGUGAAACUAAGUUGUACAGCUCAGACGAUGAGAAACUGGACAUGAAAUCAGCAGAUACAGUGUUGAGUGAUCGAGAGGACAGCUCCGCCGACAGCGAAAACGAGAGUUUUUCAGACGGGAACAACUGCGGUUCUUUAUCCCAGAAGAACAAACUCAAACCUGGGUCACAGGAGCCCCUACCACCUGGAAACUCGGCGGGAAAGAGUCGAAGGAGACGAACAGCUUUUACAAGCGAACAGUUACUUGAACUUGAGAAGGAAUUUCAUUGUAAAAAAUACCUUUCACUCACUGAACGUUCUCAAAUCGCCCAUGCACUUAAACUGAGCGAGGUUCAGGUCAAGAUUUGGUUUCAGAACCGUAGGGCGAAGUGGAAAAGGAUCAAAGCCGGAAACGUAAACAACAGGUCGGGAGAACCUGUGAGAAAUCCCAAAAUUGUUGUACCCAUUCCAGUGCACGUCAACAGGUUUGCCGUGAGGAGUCAACAUCAACAAAUAGAGCAAGGGAGCAGGCCAUGAACUAUUCUGAUAGCCUGAAGGGGAAAAUUACAUUUGGUUUAGUCAAGUUCCCAGCCGGUUUGUUGAAUGCAUGAAGCACAAAAAAGGAUUAAUUUGGUCUGUGUCAAGUUACACUUUUGCAUCACCAAAUGUUCUAUAAACUCGAUAUUGAGGACCAACUUUACUGGCAGAGGAAUCAAUUUGUCAUAUAACCCAAGCUUGGGUUUUAUUUAUUGUUUUGUAAAUCUGUAUAUAUGAUCAUGUGUCAAGUGACACUCAUGGGCACUAUAAAAUAAGAUUGUAAAAAUUCUUUUUUAAAGUAUUUAUAUGUAGGGCCUAAAUGUUCUGUUACUUAUUGCAUGUGCUUUACUCACUCAGUAAAGCUAUUCUCACUUGUAUUUGGUACGUUUUGUUGGUCAAAUUUUGCAUGUACCUUACACAGUUAAUUUUGAUAGGAAACUGUAGGAACUGUAGCCCACUCGCCAGCUGUUCGUGGA
This is a messenger RNA of Hypomesus transpacificus, 1691 nucleotides long. It is a transcript of the gene gbx1, whose product is annotated as gastrulation brain homeobox 1. Gene Ontology annotation, biological process: regulation of nervous system development; regulation of transcription by RNA polymerase II. The transcript has 2 exons. The coding region runs from base 253 to 1215 and encodes 320 amino acids. NCBI's taxonomy places the organism in Eukaryota, Metazoa, Chordata, Actinopteri, Osmeriformes, Osmeridae. Gene Ontology annotation, molecular function: DNA-binding transcription factor activity, RNA polymerase II-specific; RNA polymerase II transcription regulatory region sequence-specific DNA binding. The record is from RefSeq and is a predicted model, not a curated record. Gene Ontology annotation, cellular component: nucleus.